UGAAUGAAAUGACAGCAAGAGAGUGGAUUUCAUAUGGACGCUCAGAAUUUGGCAGAAGAAGUCGCCAUGGCUCAAGAACGGCGUAAUAAGGUUUAUGGGGACAGCUGCUGAACACGUGGCAGCUGCCAACAAAGGCUCCGCCAAUCUGUGAAAGCAAAGUUGCCACAUGGAGAGAAAAAAGAGUAAAAAGUAAACGGCAGGUGUCUCUCCUUGAUGAAGCAACUCAGAGAAUUUGGAGAAGAAUUUUCCCUCGGAUCCUUCUUUGGACGAUGGAAAAACUACCGAUCGAGAUCUAUCAGAAAAUCUUCCUCCUACUGGACCACCAACAUCUAGCGAUUGCUCAACAAGUUUGCAGGAAUUGGAGGAGCGUGGCUUCGCAGAACCUUUUGUGGCACAACCUUUUUAAGAAGCGCUGGGGAAAAAGCAGUGCUGAGUUUUAUGGACCUGUCGGCACCAAGUCAUGGAAAGAUGUCUACGAAGUCCAGGAUCGCUGCGAUCGAGUUGGAUUGGGACUAAAAAUCAUCAGGGAAGGCUCUGACUAUUACAUAGUUCACCAAGGUGUGAUCCAACGCCACUUGGGUUCAAUAAUAGGAAAGAAGGAAGAAAAGGCAUCUCGCAGCAUGUGGCCUGUUGCUGAGGAACCUGCAGAAGGACAUGAACCGAAGUUAGGUCUUCUAGACAAGAUCCUGUUCUUUGUUGGAGAUCUGGAAGUUGCAAUGUGCAACACAAAGAGAAGCAGAUUGUUGUAGAGGAACAGAGCAGAGGCCUCUUUCAUGUAAAUUAACAAGUUUCUUUAUUUGUUUGUGCGUCACAAUGGUAGGCAUCAUUGAUUCAUUGCAAUACGAAUAGGUUUCUAGUGGGAAUUGAUUUGUCCAGACAGCUGCUCCACUUUGACGUAUUGUUUGUAUUGAUAUUGUUUAUUAAUCCAAUUGAUUCCAUUUCUAUUGAA
This is a messenger RNA of Nymphaea colorata (pocket water lily), 949 nucleotides long. RefSeq lists its product as uncharacterized. NCBI's taxonomy places the organism in Eukaryota, Viridiplantae, Streptophyta, Magnoliopsida, Nymphaeales, Nymphaeaceae. Gene Ontology annotation, biological process: SCF-dependent proteasomal ubiquitin-dependent protein catabolic process. Gene Ontology annotation, molecular function: protein binding. The record is from RefSeq and is a predicted model, not a curated record. The transcript has 3 exons. Gene Ontology annotation, cellular component: SCF ubiquitin ligase complex. The coding region runs from base 270 to 749 and encodes 159 amino acids.